Bacidia gigantensis is the source of this 1020-nucleotide messenger RNA. RefSeq lists its product as uncharacterized. The coding region runs from base 1 to 1020 and encodes 339 amino acids. Gene Ontology annotation, cellular component: cytoplasm. Gene Ontology annotation, molecular function: glutathione transferase activity. The record is from RefSeq and is a predicted model, not a curated record. NCBI's taxonomy places the organism in Eukaryota, Fungi, Ascomycota, Lecanoromycetes, Lecanorales, Ramalinaceae. The transcript has 4 exons.
AUGGGAGGCGAGAUCCACCAGCCAGGUAGUGACGAUGGGUGGCAUGGGGUGAUCGCUCCUGGUGGUCGAUUUGCUCCAGAAAAAGAUCGCUAUCAUCUAUAUUUUGGACUUUUCUGUCCCUUUGCUCACCGAGCCAACCUGGUCCGUCAUCUCAAAGGCCUUACCGCCAUUGUUCCUACGUCAAUCGUCCGACCUUAUCCUAGAGGCGGUGACCAAAAAUUCCCAAGCUGGAUCUUUCCCGAGAACGACGAUGAAUAUCCCGGGGCCACGCCUGAUCAUCUUUAUCAUAGUAAAUAUCUUUCGGAAAUCUACUUCAAGGCCGACCCGGAUUACCAGGGCAAAUACUCAGUCCCUUUACUCUGGGACAAGAAAUUAGGAACCAUCGUGAACAACGAGAGCGCCGAGCUUCUUCGUUGGCUUCCUACAGCCUUUGACAGCAUUCUGACGCAUCCGAUUCCGCUUGAUCUUUAUCCUUUGGAUCUUCGCCCUGUUAUUGACAUGAUUGGCCCCUGGCUUCAGUCCCAUCUAAACACAGGAGUCUAUAAAGCUGGCUUUGCUGCAGAUCAAGUGAUUUACGACAAGAAUGUCAUUCCCGUCUUCGGAGCGUUGAACAAGCUUGAGCAGCUAAUUCACGCAAAUGGUGGACCUUUCGUUCUGGGGGAGCGGCUAACGGAAUUGGAUAUCAGGCUGUAUGCGACGGUAAUACGAUUUGAUAUGGUUUAUGUUCAGCACUUCAAAUGCAAUCUCGGCACUGUACGACACAACUACCCCGUCUUGAACACCUGGCUCAGACAUGUAUACUGGGCUGUCCCUGGAUUCAAGGAUAGUACGAAUUCGACACAUAUAAAGGAAGAUUAUACGAAAGGCAUGCCUGACAUCAAUCCCAAAGGCAUCACACCUAUGGGCCCUUAUCCCGACGUUGAAGUUGGUGCGCCUAGUAGGGAUGAGUGGAAGAAUCUCAAACCUGGUGGUAUUAAGUUGGAGGAGGUUCAGAAUGUUGCGGAGAAGCUGCCCGCGUGA